GGCAAAUUUAGCAUUGCAGCCCUGGUUCGGUCGCGAAGCUGAUGCAAUUUGAUUGCAGCUUUUAAGCAGACACAGUCUACGUUUAUUUACUUAAGACAGUAAGCGGAAGCAUUUAGUAUUCAAAAUGCCUACAGAACAGUUGGCUGAGCUAACAAUUGGUGCGCUUUUCACGUCGGAAAAGCGUGGCAGCGACGACUCCGGCGAUGGCAGCGAGUUGAAGCCCUACAAGACGAUUCUGCAGGCGAUGCGUCAUGCGGGCAAAGAACCCUUCCCCACAAUCUAUGUGGACAGCAAAGAUCCCAAGGCCAGCGAGCUUUACGAGCCGGCAGCCAAAUCUCAGCUGAAGAAGAUACAAAAGCUGUUUGUGCGUGAGGGACACAAGAAUGCCGAGAAGCAGCAACGCGAAGCGGAAGAUGCAGAGAAGCGUCAACAGAAUCUGGAGGAGGCGCGCAAAGUGAAGAUCGCCGAGGAUCCCAGCUGGCCAGUGGCAAAGCGCAUUCGCAUCCUCGAAGGUGCCGAGCAUCGCAACACGCGUGUCAAGCUCUAUGGUUGGGUGCAUCGCUUGCGUCGUCAGGGCAAAUCGCUGAUCUUCAUCACUCUUCGCGAUGGCACCGGAUUCUUGCAGUGUGUGCUCAAUGAUCUGUUGUGUCAGACCUACGAGGCGCUGACGCUGAGCACCGAGAGCACUGUGCUGCUCUAUGGCACCUUAAAGCUGGUGCCUGAGGGCAAAACAGCUCCUGGUGGCCAUGAAUUGCAUGUGGAUUACUGGGAACUGAUUGGUUUGGCGCCUCCAGGCGGUGCUGAUGCCAUUCUCAACGAGGAGGCGCAACCCGAUGUACAGCUGGACAAUAGGCACAUCAUGAUUCGUGGCGAGAACACCUCAAAGGUGCUGAAGAUGCGCUCGGUGGUCAUGCAGGCAUUCCGUGCCCAUUAUUUUGCGCGUGGCUACAAUGAGGUCACUCCUCCAACCUUGGUGCAAACCCAAGUCGAGGGCGGUUCGACGCUGUUUAAGCUGCAAUAUUUCGGCGAGGAAGCGUAUUUGACCCAGAGCUCGCAACUGUAUCUGGAGACUUGUUUGCCGGCGCUGGGCGAUGUCUUCACCAUUGCGCAGAGCUAUCGUGCAGAGCAGAGUCGCACUCGUCGCCAUUUGGCCGAAUACACGCACAUUGAGGCCGAGUUUCCGUUUGUCACAUUCGACGAAUUGUUGGAUCGUUUGGAGGAUCUGGUCACCGAUGUUGUGGAUCGUGUGUUGAAGUCACCAUACGGUUAUCUGGUUGGCGAACUCAAUCCCGACUUUAAGCCGCCCAAGAAGCCAUUCAGACGCAUGGCUUACACGGAUGCCAUCAAAUGGCUGAAGGAGAACAAUGUGACCAAGGAUGAUGGCACCUUCUACGAGUUUGGCGAGGAUAUUCCCGAGGCUCCCGAGCGCAAAAUGACUGAUACCAUCAACGAACCAAUUUUGCUGAUUAAAUUCCCAGCCGAGAUUAAGUCCUUCUACAUGUCACGCUGCGCCGAGGACAAUCGCCUCACUGAGAGCGUGGAUGUGCUGCUGCCAAAUGUGGGCGAGAUUGUGGGUGGCUCCAUGAGGAUCUUCGAUAGCGCCGAGCUGCUGAAGGGCUACGAACGCGAGGGCAUCGAUCCCAAGCCCUACUAUUGGUACACGGAUCAACGCAUCUAUGGCACGAUGCCACAUGGCGGAUACGGAUUGGGCUUGGAGCGCUUCCUCUGCUGGCUGCUCAAUCGCUAUCACAUUCGCGAGGUCUGCUUGUAUCCACGUUUCCUCGACAGAUGCAAGCCCUAAGCUGGAAAGCUUCUUUGUCUUUCCCCCUUUAAAUGCGGCAUUUAAAAAAGAAAAUACUAUGGCUUUGUUAUCACUAAUAUUACAUGUAUGUAAACUCAAAUAAACGCUUCAAGAUUCUGGAUCA
Molecule: messenger RNA, 1925 nt
Organism: Drosophila sulfurigaster albostrigata
Lineage: Eukaryota; Metazoa; Arthropoda; Insecta; Diptera; Drosophilidae
Gene: AsnRS
Product: asparagine--tRNA ligase, cytoplasmic
Exons: 2
Coding region: 125-1801 (558 amino acids)
Biological process (GO): asparaginyl-tRNA aminoacylation
Cellular component (GO): cytoplasm
Molecular function (GO): asparagine-tRNA ligase activity; ATP binding; nucleic acid binding
Source: RefSeq, a predicted model, not a curated record